Messenger RNA from Oncorhynchus gorbuscha (pink salmon), 3845 nucleotides. RefSeq names its product solute carrier family 35 member F4-like. The record is from RefSeq and is a predicted model, not a curated record. The transcript has 7 exons. Lineage: Eukaryota; Metazoa; Chordata; Actinopteri; Salmoniformes; Salmonidae. Bases 374 to 1621 code for a protein of 415 amino acids. Gene Ontology annotation, cellular component: membrane.
UGAAUCUCAGUCUCCCUUGGAGACAGUGCAUGACCGUGCAACAGUAGUCUCCACUCCACAGCACUUCUACUGAGCUCCAACACUGUCCAGAGGGAACGAGAGACGGCAUCUGAGUAAGAGACAGUGAGGGAGUUAGCUCAACUGAAUGUGAACGAGGGAGAAAUAAAUAAAGAAGGAGAUAUAAACAUCAAUAGACAUUUAGAUAGAAGAGACUGAUAGAGAGCUAUAGCAAGCCGCCUGUGGAGGAGCCAGGAGCCUGGGAAUGCAGAGGGAUUGCAGGAGGAGCUGCUGAGUGUAGCAGCAGUCCAGGCAGGCAGACAGACAACACACACACAUCCCAGGGAGGGACUGUUGGCUCUGCCUCUAGUGGAGGAUGAAGAAGCACUCGGCCAGAGUGGCUCCUCUCAGCUCCUACAGCUCCCAGGUCCUCACCUGCCCCAUCUCCGAAGGAGAGGAGGGUUCUGAGUCUCGUGCAGACACCCCAGGCAGCGAGGCCAGUGGAGAGGGGACAUCGUACCAGACGUGUGCUAACACAGUGCUGAAGGUGCUGGGGGGCCUCCUAUUGGUCCUAUGUGUGUCCUCCUCCUGGGUGGGCACCACUCAGCUGGUCCAGCUCACCUUCAAGUCCUUCUCCUGCCCCUUCUUUGUCUCCUGGUUCAGCACCAACUGGAACAUCCUCCUCUUCCCUCUCUACUACGGAGGCCAUGUGGUCACCACCCGGGACAAGCAAACACCUAUACAGAAAUUCAGAGAAUGCAGCAGGCUUUUCGGGGAAGAUGGGAUGACACUCAAGCUGUUCCUGAAGAGGACAGCCCCCUUCUCCAUCCUGUGGACCCUGACUAACUACCUGUACCUGCUGGCCCUGAGGAAGCUGACCGCCACUGACGUCUCAGCCCUCUACUGCUGCCACAAGGCCUUCGUCUUCCUGCUGUCAUGGAUCGUCCUGAAGGACCGCUUCAUGGGUGUACGGAUUGUGGCAGCCAUAAUGGCCAUCACAGGCAUUGUCAUGAUGGCAUACGCAGAUGGUUUCCAUGGGGACUCCAUCAUAGGUGUGGCCUUGGCUGUGGGCUCUGCCUCCACAUCGGCUCUCUACAAGGUGCUGUUUAAGAUGUUCCUGGGCAGUGCCAGCCUGGGUGAGGUGGCUCACUUCCUCUCCACCAUGGGUGUCUUCAAUCUCAUCUUCAUCUCCUUCAUCCCCCUCAUCCUCUACUUCACCAAAGUGGAGCACUGGGGCUCUCUGUCCUCACUGCCCUGGGGAUACCUGUGUGGCCUGGCUGGGCUCUGGCUGGUGUUCAAUAUCCUGGUUAAUGUUGGUGUGGUGCUUACCUACCCCAUCCUCAUCUCUAUAGGGACACUGCUCAGUGUGCCCGGCAAUGCAGCGGUAGAUGUGUUGAAACAUGAGGUUAUCUUCAGUGUGGUGCGUCUGGCUGCCACCUGCAUCAUCUGCCUGGGCUUCCUGCUGCUGCUGCUUCCUGAGGAGUGGGACUCCGUCACUCUGCGCUUCCUCGCCGCCUUCGCAGACAAGAAGUCUGAGGAGCAUGGCGAGGAGCUGACCGAGUCCAGCAUCCACACGCGCAGCCGCAGCCGAGCCAAUGGCACAGUCUCAAUCCCUAUGGCAUGAUCCCAUGAUCCUCCACUGCCCCGUCCCAUCACCAACCCCCAUUCUCACACGUUUCUACAUGUCCCAUCUGGGAAGCGUGGCGAGAUGACUCUGGUGCUGACUUACAGACCAGGAAGUCCAAAAUCAGGAGAACAGGAUGUGUAACUAGGACUGAGAGAAACUAUCACAGUUCUGUCACUUUCCCCAGGAACUACUGGGGAGUGAAAAUAGAACAUUUACUGCUGAGUUUGGUGAGCAGAAAGUUGGAAAGUGUUAUUUACUUUCUUGAAUUCCUUGCCACGCCCAGUCUUGCCUGUCACAUGCCCCAGACCAGUGUUUCUCAACUUUGGUCCUCCAAUACCCCCACAGUACAUAUUUUUGUUGUGGCCCCGGACAAGCACAUCUAAUCAUCUAGCACUUGCCAAAUUGAAUCAGUUGUUUUUAUCCGAGGCUACAACAAAAAUAUGUGCUGUUGGGGGCACUGGAGGACCGGAGUUGGGAAACACUAGCCUAGACCACGUAAGCUCAACAACCUUGAACCUGCUACACGGACUGUAUUCUGUGAAUAUAAAUAUUGAAUGGGCCAGUUUGGCUCAAUCUUAUAUGUAUUUAUUGAAUUUACUCAGAGGUGUAUCAGUAUAGUAUUUACAUUUUACUUCUUAUAUAGUAUUAUGUACAGGAAUGGGUUGGGAAAUACAGUUAAUUUAGAAAGUAUUUUUUCCCCACAUUUCGUGUUACACCCUGAAUAUAAUUACAUGUAGAUGUUUUUCUCACUGGCCUACACACAAUACUCCAUAAUGUCAAAGUGGAAUUAUGUUUUUAAAUGUUUUUAAAUUGACAAAUUAAUUGAAAAUGAAAAGAGUGAAUAAGUAUUCAACCCCUUUGUUAUGGCAAGCAUAAAUAAGUUCAGGGGUAAAAAUGUGCUUAAACAAGUCACAAAAUAAGUUGCAUGGUCUCAGUCUUUGUGCAAUAAUAGUGUUUAACAUGAUUUUUUAAAAGACUACCUAAUCUCUGUACCUCACACAUACAAGUAUCUGUAAGUUCCCUCUGUCGAGCACUGAAUUUCAAACACAGAUUCAACCACAAAGACCAGGGAGGCUUUCCAAUUGCUCGAAAAGAAGGUAGAUGGGUGAAUAUCCCUUUGAUAAUGAUGAAGUUAUUAAUUAGGCUUUGGAUGGUGUAUCAAUACACCCAGCCACUCUAAAGAUACAGAUGUCCUUCCUAACUCAGUUGUCAGAGAGGAAGGAAACAGCUUAGGGAUUUCAUCAUGAGGCCAGUAGUGACUUUAAAACCGUUACAAAGCUUAAUGGCCGUGAUACGAGAAAACUGAGGAAGGAUCAACAUCGUUUUAGUUACUCCACAAUACUAAUCUAAUUGACAGAGUUAAAAUAAUACAAAUAUUCCAAAACAUUCAUCCUGUUUGCAACAGGGCACUAAAGUAAUACUGCAAAAGCAUGUGUCAAAGCAAUUCACUUUUUGCCAUGAAUACAAAGUGUUAUGUUUGGGGCAAAUCCAACACACAACUGAGUACCACGCUCCAUAUUUUCAAGUGGUGGCUGCAUCAUGUUAUGGGUAUGCUUGCAAUUGUUAAGGACUGGGGAGUUUUCCAGAAUAGAAAAUAAAUGGAAUUGAGCUAAGCACAGGAGAAUCCUAGAGGAAAACCUGGAUCAGUCUGCUUUUCACCAGACACUGGGAGAUGAAUUCACCUUUCAGCAGGACAAUGACCUAAACACAAGGCCAAAUCUACACUGCACUUGAUUACCAAGAAGACAGUUCCUGAGUGGUCGAGUUACAGUUUUCACUCAAAUCUACUUGGAAAUCUAUGACAAGACAUGAAAAUGGUUGUCAAGCAAUGAUCAAUAACCAAUUUGACAGAACUUGAAGAAUUUUGAAAAUAAUAAUGGGUGUGGAAUGCUCUUAGAGACUUACCCAGAAAGACUCACAGCUGUAAUCGCUUCCAAAUGUGCUUAUACAAAGUAUUGCCUCAGGGCUGUAAAUACUUCUGUAAAUAAAAUAUUUCUGUAUAUAAUUUUCAAUACAUUUUCAAACAUAAAAAAAAAAGUUUUUCAUUUUGUCAUUAUGGGGUAUUGUGUGUAGAUGGGUGAGAGAAAACAUAUAUUUAAUCCAUUUUGAAUUCAGGCUGAAACACAACAAAAUGUGGAACAAGUCAAGGGGUAUGAAUACUUUCUGAGGGCACUGUAUCCGCUUAAUGUACAGGCUCUUUUUCUUUUUUAAUAAAAUAUUA